UUAGUUUAAAUAGUAAAUAGUUUAUUAGCCUAUCAUAAGUUGUUUUUUCUCACUGAAGUGUUAUGCCUGCAAGUUUCUUUUGAACUUUCUGCUCAGGUUUUUCCUGUUAAUUAAACAAGGUAUUUCUUAAAUAUAAAUGUGAAGACUGAAAAUAAACUUGAAUGUAGCACAUUAAAAUGGGGUUUGAACUGAAAACAAUGGGUUGUGAAUGAAUCACUUAAUCGCAGAAGCCCACGUGACUGCAGGUUUUCCUCCGGUCAUAAGAACAGGUGGUCGCAGAGAGCUGAAGGUACAGAUCAAACAUACACACUGCUAGUACGCUAAAGAGAGUCUUUUUUCUUUUAUGAUUGAAGCCACCCAAAAGUUGUGUUAGGCACAACGUUACGUCUAAAUCUCCUCAUAAAUUCUAGAGAGCUAAAGUUAAAGUCCGGUUCUUUUGUACUUGUCAAGCGCGUGAGAGAUUUUCCCGUCACUCAUGAAGGUGGAGGAAGAGCUGAGGAGCGGCGGCGGAGCGGUGACCGGUGCUCGGGGCAGCAACGACUGCUGCAUCACCAGACUGCUGAGCGUCGUGGAGAACGAGUUACAGGCCGGCCGAGAGAAGGGAGACCCCACUGAGAAACAGCUCAAAGUCACCCUGGAAGAUUCCGAACUCUGGAGGAAAUUCAAAGAAGUGACCAAUGAGAUGAUUGUGACCAAGAACGGCAGGAGGAUGUUUCCAGUUCUGAAGGUCAGCGUGACAGGUCUGGAUUCCAAUGCCAUGUAUUCGUUCCUGCUGGACUUCAGCCCUGCAGACGGGCACCGCUGGAAGUACGUGAAUGGCGAGUGGGUCCCUGCGGGCAAACCUGAGCCUCACAGUCACAGCUGCGUCUACAUCCACCCCGACUCGCCCAACUUCGGUGCCCACUGGAUGAAGGCCCCGGUGUCCUUUAACAAAGUCAAACUGACCAACAAACUCAACGGAGGCGGUCAGAUCAUGCUGAAUUCUCUCCAUAAGUACGAGCCUCAGAUUCACAUUGUUCGUGUAGGAGGCAGCCACAGGAUGGUGACCAACAUCUCUUUCACAGACACUCAGUUCAUCGCUGUAACAGCCUACCAGAAUGAAGAGAUAACUGCAUUGAAGAUAAAGCACAAUCCGUUUGCCAAAGCUUUCCUUGAUGCAAAGGAAAGGAGCCAUCCUAAGAAUCAUCUAGAACCUCCAGCUGAAAACCAGCAUAUGGGCAUACCGCACUGCGGAUGGUUCAUAUCAAAUCCAGACACACUGUGUUCUGCUAGUGGUGGUAACUUUCCGUACCCAGGAGGUUUACCGCUUACUCCCCACCAUGGGUACAAACACUACCCAAGCCUGCACGGGCACCGAGCAGCCCCGUACCCUUCACCCUACCUGCCCCGCCAUCAUCACCACCGUGGCCAUAACUCAGUGUCUCUAUCUGAGAAUCUGAGUCCAGGUGCUGUGCAGAUGUUCUCUGGUCACGAGGGAUGGACAGGUGUGUCUCCUCCUGGUCCUGCUGCGAUGCUGUCUAUGCAACCUGCUCCAAGCUCACCUGGAGCAAGCAGUCAGUAUCCAUGCCUGUGGACUGUGAGCAGUUGCACUGUAUCAUCCAGUCCUCCAGGGGGCAUUGUGAGCACCAUACACAGCCAGGAGGAGCCCGCAGAUGGAGGCUCCACCUCAACAUCACCCUGCUCUUUACUGCAGGGCCACGGACCAACCAGCUCUGAGGGUUGUGUAGAUCAAACCAAUCACAUUAGGGCAGGCGGGGUGAGCUGGCCUUCUGUCUCCACCCACUCAUUUUGAGUGUUCUCAUUUAUUUGCAAAGAAAGAGGUGUACAUGAUCUUUGAAGAUUAUGAGUGUACAGCUGGUUCUGACGUGUCAAUGGUCCUGUCCCAAAUGACGCCAUCAGCAAUUUCUCUGAAUCUACGCUUAAUAGCUUUGUUGGAAUUAAAAAUUCUACUGUCAGGAGUUCCUCCAGUAACCCCAUCAUAAGAAAAAAGUUUCCCUGGAGUAAACAGUAGGAUAUUUGAGGCACCUACCAAAUUGGGCUACCAAAUUUUCAAAGGGUUCUGCCAGACAGGAAUUCUAAGGAUCCUAAAAGAAAGACAAAUGGUCUCUGUAAGAAACGAAGAAGCAUAGUCUAUAAGAUCACAGAUCUGGACAGGGCCCUCUUUUAUCUUUUUUGGUAGAAAAAGGGAAACUUUUUGUGCAUUCAGUGUGUUGUGAACUUGUUGCAACAUCGUAUUUUGGUAUAUUACAAGUCAUUGCAAUGGAUCUGAGCACAGCUUUUGUGUGAAUGUUGUCGUCAAAGUCAAUGAUCAUCUAACAGCAGCACAGAGAUCAUGGGUUCAGGUCCCAGAGAACACACAUAGUGAUUAAAAAAAAAAGUCAGCAUUUGCAUAAAACAUCUGUCCUAUAACUAUAAAUGUACAUUAGUGUUCAAAAGUAUGGGGUCGGUAAGAUUAUUUUUAAAAUUUUUGAGAUUUUAGAUUUUUAGUUUAUGUAAACCAAGGCUGCAUUUAUUUGAUGAAAAAUACAGUAAAAACUGUAUAUUGUGAAAUGUUAUUUUAAUUAACUGUUUUCUAUUGUAAUAAAAGUUUAAAAUCGAAUUUAUUCCUGUGAUGGUAAAGCUGGAUUUUCAGCAUCAUUACUCCAGUCUUCAGUGUCACAUGAUCCUUCAGAAAUCCAUCUAAUAUGCGGAUUUGCUGUUCGAGAAACAUUUCUGAUUAUCAUCAAUGUUGAAAACCCAAUUGCAUUUUUCAUGGAAAUGGUGAUAUAUUUUUUCAGGAUUCUUUGAUAAAUACAAAGUACAAAAGAACAGUAUUUAAUUAAAAUAGAAAUCCUUUUUAACAUUGUAAAUGCUGUUACUAUCACAAGUAUUAAUUUUGUUUAAAAAAAAAACUUACUGACCCCAAACCUUUGAAGGGUAUUGUACAUGUAACAGAAACUCAUUCCUUUAUCUUAUAUUCUUAUUUCUUUUCACUGUCCUUUUUUGUACAUUUGUACAGUCUGGUCAAAAGUUCAAAGCUGUUUUCUGCACACAGAACAUCUGACUGGAGUGACUCGAAGAGAAAGCUUAAUGCAACUACAACUGUGGUAAAACUCUACAAUUAGGCCCCAGCAUAAAUGGUUAGUUAAUCAAUUAAACCACUUUGGCUUGUGGAACAAGGCAGUGUUUUGGCAGGCACAGUGAUUGCGCUCUUACCUGGACUUUUUACCUCCACAACAGCAAACGCAUUCAUUCACAAUCUCUUUUUCUGUCUCUCUCUUUCUCACACACACACAUUCAUUGCAUUCACACUUUCACAGGCAGAAACACAAACACAUUACAACUGCAUUCACACAACUACACACACCUCUGCUUCCUCCAAAAGCAGGCCUCACUUAGCCGCAGUUUUAAAACGCUGCAUAAAGAGAAGACAAUUAUUCCCCCAUCAUAUUUUUCCGCUCUUGAAAAUGUUAUUUUAAUCGUGCCGGUGGAGUGGACCACUCUGUUGUUUUCACAUGAGUGUAAAAAAUAAUGACAGCUGUCCAGUGAAUGGGCCCUUGGCAUGUUUAGGCCACUAUGGGCAUGCAACAGACACACUCUCUCUCUCACUCUCUCACUCUCACUCUCUCUCUCUCUCUCUCUCACACACUCACACCUAAACAGUCACAUACAGUUUCUAAAUGGCUUCAGAAAAGACCAAGAAAAUGUUCUGAAUUUUCUUAAUCCCCUGAUCUCUUAUAUUUUCAUUUUCUAUUUCUCUUAUAUUUUCAUAUUAGCCCUUAUUUUUGGUCUGCAAUGACAAAUCGUAUUUUAAGACUUUUAAAAAUGUAAAAAAAAAAAAAAACGAGUACCUGGAUUAAAAAGCAACCAAAUUCUACAGCUG
This is a messenger RNA of Onychostoma macrolepis, 3862 nucleotides long. It is a transcript of the gene tbx19, whose product is annotated as T-box transcription factor 19. The record is from RefSeq and is a predicted model, not a curated record. NCBI's taxonomy places the organism in Eukaryota, Metazoa, Chordata, Actinopteri, Cypriniformes, Cyprinidae. Gene Ontology annotation, cellular component: nucleus. Gene Ontology annotation, biological process: cell fate specification; positive regulation of DNA-templated transcription; mesoderm formation. The transcript is spliced from 8 exons. Bases 476 to 1792 code for a protein of 438 amino acids. Gene Ontology annotation, molecular function: DNA-binding transcription factor activity, RNA polymerase II-specific; RNA polymerase II cis-regulatory region sequence-specific DNA binding.